Messenger RNA from Iphiclides podalirius (scarce swallowtail), 402 nucleotides. The record is from the annotation of a GenBank genome assembly. Lineage: Eukaryota; Metazoa; Arthropoda; Insecta; Lepidoptera; Papilionidae.
AUGCCUAAUGCACGAGUUAUGAAUGAACCAGGGCAAAGUCCUUGGUAUGUAGGUUGGUCUAACUGUCAUUCCGUAAUAAAAGCUACAAUGAGACAAUAUUAUAGCAUUCCUGAAUUCUUACCAGAAGAUGCAGAGUUUCCUGAAACUGAAAAUAUAUUCUUAGGAUACCAGAUAGGAGCAGUUAUGCAUUUAGACUACAUUCCUCGGUUAAUGUGGCAAGGGCAAAUUAAAGGUAAUAAAAACUGGUUGGUUGCUCCAGUACCAGAAUGUGAACACAUUUGUCACAAGUUUCAUUAUUACAUAGAGCCAGGUGAUGUUGCAUUGUUAGACACUAGAUUAUGGUAUCAUGAAACAAGUAUUCCUAAGGGACAGUUUUCUUUGACAGUGCAAUCAGAGUAUGGU